Messenger RNA from Oppiella nova, 776 nucleotides. NCBI's taxonomy places the organism in Eukaryota, Metazoa, Arthropoda, Arachnida, Sarcoptiformes, Oppiidae. The record is from the annotation of a GenBank genome assembly.
UGUUCCCGGUGGCGGGCCUUCCGAUGGUCGAGCAUCUGGUGAAGGCGUGUGCGCUCGUGGACGGCAUGAAAGAGAUAAUCCUCAUCGGCUUCUAUCAGAUCCACAUGUUCUCGGCGUUCAUCGACUCCAUGGUCAGGAAGUACAACAUCUCUGUCCGCUAUCUCCAGGAGUACACGUCGUUGGGAACCGCCGGAGGUAUCUAUCACUUCCGCGAUCAGAUCCGUGUCGGAGAUCCGGAGGCAGUGUUUCUCAUGAACGGUGACGUCUGCGGGGAGUUUGCGCUCAAAGAGAUGCUCGACUUUCACCGAAGUCUACCCAACAAUAAGUUGAUCACAAUUAUGGCCACAGAAGCCACACGUAAUCAGUCAUCCAAUUAUGGCUGUAUCGUUGAGGACAAAGACACUCACGAAGUGUUGCAUUACGUGGAAAAGCCGCAGACUUUCAUCAGUUCGACCAUCAAUUGUGGUGUUUAUCUCUUUAAAACGGAUCUCUUCGUCGACGUCGGAGAGAUCUUCAGGCGAAGACACAACGAGAUGAUGGCCCACACGGGCGGCGGCUCUCAAGACCUCCCGAUUCAUAACGGAAUGAAUGGCGUCUCGAACGGAGACAACACUCAUGAGUGCAUUAGUCUCGAGGAAGACGUUCUGAUGCCUCUCUCGCAGACGAAGAAUGUCUUUGUAUUCAAGACGUGUCAGGAGUGGUGGAGUCAACUGAAAACCGCCGGUUCGGCCAUAUAUGCCAACAGAAACUACUUGAAACUCUACCGCAAAACAAAU